AUGGCGCCUUUUGAAGCACUAUACGGGAAGGCGUGUAGGACGCCAUUAUGUUGGACAGAGGUAGGAGAAAGGCCGUUGGUGGGACCAGAGAUUGUGGAUACCACCAACGCUAAUAUCCAACUAAUUAAGGCGAAUUUGAAAGUAGCACAAGACCGACAGAAAAGCAUUGCAGACAAACACUCAAAGGAUCGUGAGUUUACAGUGGGUGACUUUGUAUUCUUGAAGUUGUCUCCCUGGAAAUGUGUUGUUCGUUUUGGUAAGCGAGGAAAGCUGAGUCCUCGAUACGUCGGUCCCUAUCAGAUUAUUGAGAGAAUUUGUGCAAUUGCUUAUAAGUUGGAGCUACCACUGGAGUUGUCACUGAUCCAUAACAUUUUCCAUGUUUCCAUGCUUCAAAAAUAUGUACCAGAUCCCUCUCAUAUCAUCCAGAUAGAGCCAUUGGAAGUAAAUCCAAAUGCUAGCUAUGUAGAAGAACCAGUGGCUAUCCUUAGUAGACAGGAUAAGGUGUUGCGGAACAAAGUUAUUCCUUUGGUAAAGAACCCGGUGAGAAAACCCGACGAGUUCCGUGAAUCAACCCAGCCAUUCUCGACCACAGUCGAGACUCACAGUGGUAUAUUCCCGUUCCCAUCAUUUCAGCUAUCUUCCCUCUUCAUUUUGGUACUUGGUUUGGGUGUUGGAUUGUGA
Malus domestica (apple) is the source of this 681-nucleotide messenger RNA. The record is from RefSeq and is a predicted model, not a curated record. Lineage: Eukaryota; Viridiplantae; Streptophyta; Magnoliopsida; Rosales; Rosaceae.